GAUCAACAAAAAGCGCCAGCACCCAACACGACGCGUCGAGCCAGGAAGAACGGCAGGACGCCUCGCUCCAAACGCACCUGCGCGGGCUGACCUGUUUGGUGCAAAGCAAACCGCAAAGUGACUGGUUAAUUGUUCGAGAGGGAACACCAACCAAAAGGGGACAUCGGUCCUGAUCACCGUGGUGCGAGGCCGCCAUUUGGCCCAAAGCGGUGAUUCUGGUCGUGAUCCAGCGCUGUUGCUGCAGAUACGUUGUGUUCGGGCAGGGCCUUGGACAUGAUGGCACAGCCCAUGCCACCACCGCGGCGUCCUGCCUCAGCCGCGGCCUUGCAGAAACGCCAUUCCCUCAAACUUGUGGCCCGCAAGAUUGUGCGCCGCAACAAACUUGAAAAGCAACAACGCGAGAUUCAACAUCAAUUGGAGACUCUCCAAAACGUGCCAAUCGACCUGCUGGCGACCUCGUGGCUUUCCGAGUCUGGCAUUGUGGACCUGCGCACCCGCGUGUACCUGGUGGAGAAAUGUCUUGGCCCCGUGGUCAUGGGUCUGGAAGCUGUUCUUAGUGAUCUCGAAAAGCGCGGCAUCGACCCCGCCUCUGAGUCGCUCGUCGGUCGCUUCAACCCAGUGGACUUUUUGGCCGCCUUCCUCAUGCGCAACAACCCACGCUAUAGCAACCUCAACGAUAGCUCCCCCUAUGCCAAAUCCAUGCAGGUCGUCAUGGAACACCUCAAAGACCGCCUUCACGCCGCCACCGGUGACUCGCGCUCUCGCGUACAGGCCGAUGUUCAACGACGCCGUGAGCGCAUGGAUGCUGAGAUUCGAGCCCAGCGCCUGGCGAUUGAAGCCCAGCUUGAGCCCCUGCUAUCCAAAUUCCCAUCACAGGGUCUUCCUGCCCCGUUUGUUACCGAGUGCAUCAGCCGCUAUCCCCACAUCUCUGCAAUGGUUGCUUUUGAUGCCGAUCGGCAGAAGAUGCCCGAUCACAUCGACGCCCCGACCUUGGUUGCCAUUCUGACGCCUCUCCUUCAUGGCGUCUCUUCAGAGGACGUCAAGGCCUUUAGCACGUACUUUCUUGAGCAGCACGUCGCCGCACAGCAGGCUCAAAAAGCCGCCGAAGAGGCAAAAGCUGCAGCCGAAGCUGAAGCAGCAGCCCAAGCAGCCGCCGAUCUGGCUCAACAGGAAGCCUCGGCCCUGGUGGUAGUAACAGAAAGCAGUGACUUUGAGGCCGAAGCUCCGGCUGCUUCACCUGGCUCAUCGCACGCAGCGAAAACAGAUGCUUCCCUGGACUCGCCUUUGAGAGCAAGUGCCCAUGCCUAUGCCACUUUGUCGCAACAAUUUCCAUCUACCAUUGGCAUGUUUGCCGACGUACUGGCACCCCAGGUCGAAGCGAGUCGGCCGCCAACUGCCAGCUCCGCAGAAUCCUUGUCAGAUGCACCCGGUGUCCUAGCCGAGGCUGCCGUCACAUCUUCAGCCUACGCCACACUAAGCACGGCGUAUCCAUCGUUCAUCUCUUCCUUUGCCCAUUAUGCCUGAGCGCCCGAGAGAAAAUCUUCACUCCGGCCGGGCCUUGCUGGAGGAUUCCUUCUCUGCUGUGCCACUUUUUGUGUUGGCAUAGCUCUAGUAUUUUCUCUGCCCACUUUGCUUUCUAUGAUUGAUCUCCCAAAACCUUC
Monosiga brevicollis MX1 is the source of this 1661-nucleotide messenger RNA. RefSeq lists its product as uncharacterized. Lineage: Eukaryota; Choanoflagellata; Craspedida; Salpingoecidae. The transcript is spliced from 2 exons. The record is from RefSeq and is a predicted model, not a curated record. The coding region runs from base 274 to 1524 and encodes 416 amino acids.